CUUUAUACAUCCCCUCCACCAAUUCCACCUAUAUCCAAAAUGACCAGUUCCUCCACCACAGAUAAGGUCCCUCCCCGGACCUCCAGCCCAGCUGCCGCCGCCGCCGACUCCGAACCAGAGGCAGAGCAAGACACAACCCAACCCGCAACCACCUCCGCGACAGCAACUGCUCCAGCCUACUCUCCCAUCUACGCCACCGCAGAACCCAGCGACCUUCCAACCCAAGCAACCAAUUCCCUGGACACCCAAGUGCCAUUGACACCCGCAGCAGCCACUACCACCAUCACAACUGCCACCGAAGACCCUCCAGCUUCAUCUACAUCCCCACCACCACCCCAACCAGGCGCCCACCCUAUCCCUCCCCCGACAUCUUCCACUGACCAUCCAGCUCCAACAUCCACCACCACUACCAUCACCUCGAACCCUUCACCAACACCCCCUGCGCCUAAACCAGCCGAACCUCCUCUUCCACCAACCAUCACACCAGCACCAGCACCCGCACCCGCACCCACAGCAUCCUCCUACACCCCAACACCCCCAUCCAGCCAUACCCACCCCCAAAGCUACAGCUACAGCUACGGCAGCUACCGACCACCAACCCAAACCUCCAACCCCAUCCCUAACUCGACCACAACACCCUACGGCUCCCUCUACCAGCCCCCCACGACAGCUACCACGACGGCCACUACGACGGUGACUUCUGCGGGGGCGCAGCUGCCACUGCAUUAUGAGCCGGAUGCGUCGUCGUCGGGGAGGGUGGAUCUGGGUGAUGCGGAGGGUGGUGAAGAUGGAGUGUGGGGGUGGAUGAGGUGGGCGGAACGGAAGUUGGGCGAGGUGGAGGCGGAGGUAUGGAAGAGGAUUAAUGAGGUUCAUGAUCGGUGAUUUAGUUCUUUUAUAUAGGGGUGUUGGUUGAGGUAGGGAGGAUGUUGGGUAGGGUUGGUUUGGGGUGUGUAUGUAUGAUAUGGAUAUCUGUUGGGAUGGGUGGGCGUUGGUUUGUUGGUUUGGUUGUUUGAGUGUGUCUGAUUAGGUUACUAGUAUUUGCUGGGUUGGGAAGGGAACGGUAUAGGUUGUGCUCGGGGCUUGGAUUGGGAUGAAAAGGUGGGUGUGUUUGGUCUUGUAAACUAUGUACUACGUAACUUGUUUUUGAAUUCUUUAUGUCGCUACUUAACUGUUGUGAGUGAGAUAAACAAUAGAG
Molecule: messenger RNA, 1195 nt
Organism: Aspergillus eucalypticola CBS 122712
Lineage: Eukaryota; Fungi; Ascomycota; Eurotiomycetes; Eurotiales; Aspergillaceae
Exons: 1
Coding region: 40-882 (280 amino acids)
Source: RefSeq, a predicted model, not a curated record